GUCAAUAGCUGAGGAUUUCCAUCAACAUUCAUCCCUAGGCACUGCGCGCUCCGCCUAGGCUGAAUCCUUUCCUCCCCCCGCCACCGGAUUCCUCUGUCUGAUUCACUCGCGCAAACAAUGCACUCGACGCUCAACCGCGCGCAAGCCGUCUUCGGCUUCUUCACGACCGUCGCGCUCGUCGUCGCCGGGCUGGCCGCGCUCUCCGUGCUGUUCUACCCGACAGACGGGGUGACGUCGCAAGUGAAGGUGCGGGAUGUGAAGGUCACAAAAGGCCGUCCGCAUUACUACUCCACGCGGAAAGAAGAAUACGCGCAGAUGCGCUUUGAUCUGGAUGCUGACCUCACCCCCCUCUUCAACUGGAACACCAAACAACUCUUCGUCUACGUCUACGCCUCCUACCCCUCCGACUCCCCCUCCUCCUCCUCCACCUCCACAAACUCCUCAUCCAACUCCGCCUCCAUCAUCUGGGACACGAUCAUCCCUGCCCCAGAAUCGGCAUACUCGUUCGACGCCCUGCGCGAGCGGUUCUUCCCGUCGAAGCCGCAGUCCAAGUCAUCCGGGCGGAAAUCGUCCGCGAAGAAGACACCCCCCAAAGUGAAGGCGAAGGCGACCGCUAAGUCCGCCCCCGGGAUCCUCCGGCUGCGCGAUCAGAAGCCCAAGUACCAGAUCGGAGAUGUCUCGGGCAGGAUGGCGGAGCGUAGCAAUGUUACGCUUUCUGUGGGCUGGAAUGUUCAGCCUUGGGUUGGGGCGCUUUGGUGGGCGCCGGGUUCUGGGAGUUUGCCCCGGACGCACGGUGGGGUUGGUUCUACGGGCUCGUUUGCGUUGCCUGCUUUGAAGGGGAAACAGCAGCAGGCGCAGGCGCAGCAGGGGAGGAAGGGUGCUUCUGCUGUUUAGUUUAGUUUUAGGUUGGGUUUGAUGGGUUAUGGUUAUGGUAGGGUUAACUCUGUUCAUUAAAAUAUAACGAU
Aspergillus homomorphus CBS 101889 is the source of this 965-nucleotide messenger RNA. RefSeq names its product signal peptidase complex subunit SPC3. Bases 118 to 894 code for a protein of 258 amino acids. The record is from RefSeq and is a predicted model, not a curated record. NCBI's taxonomy places the organism in Eukaryota, Fungi, Ascomycota, Eurotiomycetes, Eurotiales, Aspergillaceae. Gene Ontology annotation, biological process: protein targeting to ER. Gene Ontology annotation, cellular component: signal peptidase complex; membrane. The transcript has 3 exons.